UCUAUACUUUGACUUCUUAACAGAUCCAUCUCUCCGUAUCUCUUCAAAGUUCCUCUGUUUCACGUUACCGGUGAUAACAUUAGUCUGGAGUUCUUGAAAGAUAAAUCGAUGGAGAACGAAUCUUUCUCUGCAACCAAACAGACAAUUCCCCUUCUCAAACCAUUCUCAAUGAGAAGCUUCAAUCUUUCUCACAGAAUAGUUAUGGCGCCGAUGGCGAGAAUGAGAUCAUACGGUAACGUUCCACAACCUCACGCCGCCUUGUAUUACUCUCAGAGAGCAACGCCGGGAGGUCUUCUCAUCAGCGAAGCCACCGGAAUUUCCGAAACCGCCAUGGCGUAUCAAAACAUGCCAGGGAUAUGGAGGAAAGAACAAGUAGAAGCAUGGAAGCCCAUCGUUAACGCCGUUCACUCUAAAGGCGGCUUUUUCCUCUGCCAGCUUUGGCACGCUGGUCGCGUUUCUCAUCGAGGUUUCAAAACAAAACGCUUUAAGAUUCUGAAAUCGUUGACCAUGUUUCUUGUGAAUCAAGGUCUCUUAUAUUUAGUAGAUUGUCAGCCAAAUGGGGAAGCUCCGAUCUCAUCUACGGAUAAGCCUCUCGCCGCCGAUUCAUCGAAUGAGUAUACACCUCCGAGACGGCUAAGGACCGACGAAAUCUCCACCGUUGUUAAUGAUUUUCGUCUCGCUGCAAGAAACGCAAUCGAAGCUGGAUUCGACGGAGUAGAGAUCCAUGGUGCGCACGGGUACUUGAUCGACCAGUUUAUGAAAGACACGGUCAACGAUCGAACCGACGAAUACGGCGGGUCGCUAGAGAAUCGAUGCAGAUUCACACUGGAAGUAAUCGAAGCGGUGACGAACGAAAUCGGAGCUGAUCGAGUCGGAAUCAGACUCUCACCGUUCGCCAAUUACAUGGAAUCUGGAGAUUCAGAACCACAAAAGUUGGGGAUUUACAUGGCAGAGUCUCUGAAUAGAUUCGAGAUACUCUACUGCCACAUGGUUGAGCCGAGGAUGAAAACAGCCAGUGAGGCUUUCGAGUGCACGGAAUCGCUCACGCCGAUGAGAAAUGCGUUCGAGGGAACGUUCAUCGUCGCCGGAGGUUAUACGAGAGAAGACGGGAACAAGGCGGUGGCGGAAGGCAGAACCGAUCUUGUGGCGUACGGAAGACUGUUCUUGGCUAAUCCAGAUUUGCCCAGAAGAUUCCAACUCGAAGCGCCACUGAAUAAAUACGACAGAACAAGUUUCUAUACUUCUACAGAUCCUGUCGUGGGCUACACUGAUUAUCCUUUUCUCGAGACCGCAGAUUAAUAAAAGUGUCUGUCUUCUUCUUUUACUUUCCACUUUCUGUUUAUGUAGUGCAAAAAAAUUGGUUACAAUUAGAUUUGUAAAAUCUGAUGAACAAAAGAAUGUUUCAUCAUAUUCGGAACAAAACAAACACAUU
Messenger RNA from Eutrema salsugineum, 1432 nucleotides. Its product is annotated as putative 12-oxophytodienoate reductase-like protein 1. The transcript has 4 exons. The coding region runs from base 109 to 1299 and encodes 396 amino acids. Lineage: Eukaryota; Viridiplantae; Streptophyta; Magnoliopsida; Brassicales; Brassicaceae. The record is from RefSeq and is a predicted model, not a curated record. Gene Ontology annotation, molecular function: oxidoreductase activity; FMN binding.